AAAGCUACGCUUCUUUGACAAAUACAGCAAAUCCAAAUGUUUCUUGGACAAACUUACCCGCUAUGUUGUCGAAAUUUGCAAGUGCCGUGAUUGGUUCAUGCCUGGAGCUGAUGAAGGAAUUCCUGUCUGCGAUCUCGUUACGAGCGAAAAGUGCAUGUGGCCGGCUUGGGUGCAUUUCGAAGACAAGAAGUUGGAUAGGUGUCCUGUGGCAUGUGAGAGCGUGGAGUUUUCAGCUCAGUUGUCGUACUCUCGCUAUCCAGCCAAUGCUUAUGCUGAUUUGCUUCUGUCCAAGCGGAAAAAUUUGACGGGAACACCCGAAGAAAACAGGCGAUUCCUCAGAGAUAACCUUCUGGAGUUGAGGAUUUAUUUCGAAUCUUUAACUUACUCUGAUGUUAAACAGGUUCCCAGUUACGAUCUGUACAAUUUGUUAGGUGACGUGGGAGGUCAAAUUGGUCUCUUUCUCGGCGCCAGUCUCCUGACGUUGGUCGAAUAUUUGGAUCUUCUGGCAAUGGUGCUAUUUACCAAAUACAAGUACCACAAUAAGUGACAAGCACAUAAACAGGGACUUUGUUAGUUUUGGAAAAAUUAACGACUAACAUAAUAUUCAGUAUGAUUCAAUUUAUGGGAAAUUGCUAUAACUAUUCAUGUCUCAACAUAUAAUCGAUGAUAUUAUUGUAUUAGAAAAGAAACUGAUAAUGAUAAAUGAUAUUUUUUAGAAGAGAUUUCAACUACGAAUCCAGACAAAAAAUGUGAUGUUUUGAUUUGGUAUUUGAAAUCUUCCCCUAAAAAAAAUGUGAAGAA
This is a messenger RNA of Pocillopora damicornis (cauliflower coral), 801 nucleotides long. RefSeq names its product acid-sensing ion channel 2. Gene Ontology annotation, cellular component: plasma membrane. The record is from RefSeq and is a predicted model, not a curated record. Gene Ontology annotation, molecular function: ligand-gated sodium channel activity. Gene Ontology annotation, biological process: sodium ion transmembrane transport. Lineage: Eukaryota; Metazoa; Cnidaria; Anthozoa; Scleractinia; Pocilloporidae.